AGAUUGAAAGCAGCACUGGCCCAAGUACUACAUUCUCAUUGCAGAUACCGAUUUUCCCACCUGAUAAUCUUUGUUUCUUAAUCAUAUCUUUCAAUUCUGCAGAGUCUAAGCCAUUGGUUGGUUGAGUGAUCUUCUGUCUUCCGGGCAUAUGCAUGGGCUAAAGAACUUAUUUUGUUAAUCAUAUCUUAAAGACCUGAAGGAAUCUUAGUUGUUCAACAUUUUCAGCCACCCACAAACGAAAAGGUGACUUGGGCAAAUUGCGGAAAUGGAAAGCCUGGGGUCAAUUGUUGAGAACCGUUAAAAGCAGCUAAAGCAAAGCAACCACAAAAGCUAGCAAAGCUUGAAUUUUGCUCACAUCUUACCAAAACUUUCCUCUUCACUCUCCACCUUUCCUCUUUCCCCACUUUUCCUUAGCCCCUAAGUCUUCUUUUCUUCUUCUUCUUUCUUCUUCUUUCUUCUUCUUUUCUUCUUCUUCUUUCUUCUCCUUCUUCUUCCUCCUUCUUCUUCUGCUUCUUCUUCUUCUUAACUUUGUUGCAGUGUCACGGUUAAGGAGAUCUUCAAUGGCAGAGAUAGACCCUUACAACAAUUCCCAACAGCUAGUUUCAGAGAUAACCUCAACAACCCCACAAAACCAAGCCAACCCAAGUAAGUUCUAUUCAGGCUUUCUAUACAAAGCUCUCAUUGUUACACUUUUUCUUGCAAUUCUCCCACUGUUACCCUCACAAGCACCUGAAUUUAUCAACCAGACUGUAUUCAACAGAAGCUGGGAGCUUCUUCACCUUGUUUUUGUGGGUAUUGCUGUUUCUUAUGGAAUUUUUAGCCGGCGAAAUGAUGAAACAGAGAAGGAAAAUCACUCUAAAUUUGAUAAUGCUCAAUCCUAUGUGUCUAGAUUUCUUCAGGUUUCAUCGGUUUUUGAUGAAGAGGUUGAAAGCCCAAGUGGGUCGGGUGAGAGUAAGGUCCAAACAUGGAAUAGUCAGUACCAUAGGGGUAAACCAGUCGUUGUGGUUACACAGGAAAGCUCUGUUAUUGAUGAGCAGAGCAGUAAGGGGUCGAGAAUUGGGGAAAAGCCAUUGCUUUUGCCUGUUAGGAGCUUGAAAUCGCGUGUUUCGGACCCGGGUGAUGGUGAAUCCGCUAAUGGAGAUGGCGGCAUCUCUCGUUCUCUCAGUUGGUCGAGUUUAAAUUCAGGUUCAAAGAGGUUCUCAAUCAAUCGGAGUACAAUUAAGAACGGGGAAUUGGGAGGUCUGGAUCCUCUAGAACUGGAGAAAAAAUUGGAGCAAAAUGUUGUUCUUCCAUCUCCCAUUCCAUGGAGGUCAAGGUCAGGGAGGACGGAAAUGAAGGAAGAGGUGGAUAGCCCUCCUCUGUAUUCUCUUCCUCCAUCAGUGGAGGAACCUAAAAUCAACAAGCUCGAAUCAAGGUCUUUUAGGUCCCAAAGGUCUGGAUCAUCUCAUGCCAUUUCUGUAUCUUCUUCACCCAAGAAGUUAUCUCCUUCACCAUCAUUUUCUUCACCAAAGAAACUAUCUCUUUCACCCUCUCUAUCAUCAGAAUCCCAAGCCAAGAGUGUGGAAGAUUUUGCAAGGAAGAAGAGCUUCUAUAAGUCUACUCCUCCUCCCCCACCUCCACCCCCACCACCACCACCCACAAUUUCUAGUGUAGCUAGAGGUAGAGUAUCUGGUGAGAAGGAUUUUAAAAGAAGCAUGACAAAUGAACCCAAAGAUUGGAGUAGAAGUGGCAGAGAGGACACCCUGAGAAGAGCAAAUUCAGGAGUGGAAACAAUACCAAGACCCCAAAUUGAUGGCUCACAAAUGGGAAAGUCAUUUAGAACACUUAGAGCUGGUGAACCAGUUGCAGGGAUGAGGAAAGCUGCAGAAGUUGGGGAUGAUGAGAAAAAACCAAAGGAAUUUGCAGGAAAUAUGACACAGAAGACAGGAAGAAAGAGGGUGGCAUUUGAUCAAGUACCAGUAAGGUCAGAGAGGCCAAGUCAUGAAAGCCUCCCUUCUAUGUCAAGGCCAAUCCUCAUGGAAUAUGAGAAGGGAGGGAAGAAAGAGUUUUCGGAAAACGUUUUCUUGGAUUCCGAUGAAGAGUCCAGAAGCAACGAAGAGAGCUCAGACAAUGAUGAGGCUGCCUCUACUAGUGUGGGCGAUGGAAGCCAUGAUGUCAACAAGAAGGCUGAUGAGUUCAUUGCAAAAUUCAGAGAGCAGAUCAGGCUUCAAAGGAUUGAAUCAAUCAAGAGAAGUGCACAGAUCAGUAAAAACCUUUCUAGGUAAACAUGAAGAUCCUUAGACCCUUAGAAUUCAAGAAAGAUGGAUAUGAAAGCUGCUAUCUAGACUCUUGACUUCCUUUUUUCUUUGUUUCAUAUUUUCUAAUUUUACUUGAUAUCAGAGUUGUUUCUUUUCUUUUCUUUUUUCACAUUUAUGGUUGUGGGAUGUAGAGAUUGGCAUUGGAGAAGAGUUUCUGAUCUUGCUCCUUUGUUUCGAUGAUCAUUGUUCUAACUUUUGCAUUACUGUCACUGAGAAAAUGGUCUCUCUUCAGCAAA
Molecule: messenger RNA, 2533 nt
Organism: Vitis riparia (riverbank grape)
Lineage: Eukaryota; Viridiplantae; Streptophyta; Magnoliopsida; Vitales; Vitaceae
Product: WD repeat-containing protein 44
Exons: 1
Coding region: 561-2264 (567 amino acids)
Source: RefSeq, a predicted model, not a curated record